Molecule: messenger RNA, 2472 nt
Organism: Leguminivora glycinivorella
Lineage: Eukaryota; Metazoa; Arthropoda; Insecta; Lepidoptera; Tortricidae
Gene: TRAM
Product: translocating chain-associated membrane protein 1
Exons: 8
Coding region: 210-1340 (376 amino acids)
Biological process (GO): SRP-dependent cotranslational protein targeting to membrane, translocation; protein insertion into ER membrane
Cellular component (GO): endoplasmic reticulum membrane
Source: RefSeq, a predicted model, not a curated record
AGUGAAAGUGUCACGUCGGCCAAUUCGCUGUCAGUAAUAUUUUUGUUCCCAUAUAAUUUCUUAUUGGCUGCUUAUUGGUACGGGAAUAACGCUAGUUUUGAAAAAGAAGGAAAAUAAUAACUAUUACUUGUUUUAUGAAAAUUAUCUUACGUGUGUAAAUCAGUUGGUUAAGGACAAGAUAUCUCUGAUCUAGGUUAUUGCCGGGAAAAAUGGGUGUUAAGCCUGCAAUUGGAAGAAAAACUAACAAAAACCCACCGAUAUUUAGUCAUGAAUUUGUGAUCCAGAACCACGCAGAUAUAGUAUCAUGUGUUGUUAUGGUUUUCCUGGUUGGACUGAUGGUUCAGUCAACGAGUCCCAUCGCUAGUUUAUUCAUCAGUCUGCACCACAAUGUCAGUGGCGUUGAGCCAACGAGAGAUAAUCCUAAGGGUGAAUCUUUCUCGUACGAAGCGGGCUGGAAAGAUUCUUGCGCGGUGUUCUUUUAUUCGCUCGUGUGCAUUGUGAUGCAUGCGAUCCUUCAGGAAUACUUCUUGGACAAAAUAUCAAAGAAGUUCCACUUGUCAAAAUCAAGAUUGAGUGCGCUUAAUGAGUCCGGUCAGCUGGUUGUGUUCCAUCUGGUGACCCUGUUGUGGGGUGGUGAUGCUAUUCUCCGAGAAGGAUUUGCAUUCAAUAUUUCACAGCUGUGGGAUGGCUACCCAAGCCACCCUAUGAGCUUCCUGUUGAAACUGUGGUGGAUCGUCCAGGCCGCAUACUGGCUCCACACUCUCCCAGAACUGUACUUCCAACGCAUCAAGAAGGAUGAGUGGGCCGGUCGUAUCCGCCAUGCUCUCAUUGCAUUCACUUUUGUGGCACUGGCUUAUGGGUUCAAAUUCCAGCGCGUCGGCGUUAGCUUGGUUGUCCUGCACUCCCUAGCCGAGUUUGUGUCUCACACCUACCGCCUCAACGUCAUCCUGAGGGGUGAGCGAGAGGACUUCAUUGAGAAAUUCGGGCGGCUGGUGAACGGCGCGGUGUUCGUGCUGGUGCGGCUGGCGUCGCUGGUGCUGGGCGUGCUCACCUUCUACUUCGGGCUGGCCGGCGCCGCGCCGCUGCUGCUGCGCGUGGGCGCGCUGUCGCUGCUGGUGUCCUUCCAGGUGUAUCUCAUGUUCAACUUCAUUUCUGAAGCCAUGAAGCAGAGGCAAGAGGCCCGUCAGUUGGCCCUGAACAGGCCGAAGAAGGAAAAGAAAGACAAACCUAAAAAGGAAAAGGUAAAGAAAGCGCCCGUCGAAGAAUCCGAUCUACCAGAGGUGGAUCAGAACACGAACAAAACUCUGAGGCAGCGCCAGGCCGCCGCCAAGGCCAAGUGAAGCCCUCCUCCAGCCCAAGACCUGCACUUCCGACCCGACACGCCGCACGGCACAUUCCUUCGACACUGACAUGACGAAAUAUUUGUUCUACUAGAUAUUGUAUUGACUGUUCCUACGCCCAAGGGUUAUACUGUAAAAUUAUACCAUGACAUAAUUAAACGUCGCAAAGGAGGAGAUAUUUUUGUAAUGAUUAGAUCAUACGUAAGUGCAUGUCUGGGCUUGACUAGUUCAAAGAAGGUUGUCCUCUUCCCAUGUUAUCUCAGUCUUUCCACUACAUAACGAGUCUUCAUUUUUAAUCUUCCUAUAUUCAUGUAACUAAUAAACAAUGUUAUGUUGUCAACAAAACAGAGCACAAAAUAUAUAUUUGUUCAACUAUACCUAACAUUACCUACUUCGAAAUUUGUGUCACCAAUCAUUAGGCAAAUUUUACUCCACUCGUGAUAAUUUAAUGAAAACAAGACUUCGAGACAUCUGUUGCAUUGAGUUGUUAGGUAGGUGUAUUCUACGUACUGUGCCGUUUAUUUUCUCAAGUCAUGAUUUGGAUAGACAAACGUACUGUCAUAUAAAAGUAUAGUGGAUACAGGGUUGUAAAAUAUCUCCUAAAGUGUAAAAAUAAAUGUAAUAGGAUAAAAUGUUGUUUAUAUGAAUAUAUUGAUAAGGAUUACGAGGUACUGUGUGUUCAACACUUUAAACGGAGGAACUGCAUAAUUUGCAUUUUUAAUAUUUUUCAAGAAUUCCAAUACUGAGUUGUUUUAAAUAUAUUCGUAAUUAUUUUUGUAAUACGGAUUUCUUUUUAUUACAUAAGUUCGUUUAUUUUUGUGACUAUUUAUUCUGUAACAUUCGAAGUGAAAAUUGUUUUGGUGCUCGAGAUUUUAAUUUAUAAAGGAGGUUUAGGCUUCGCAGAAGAUUGCUCUGUUCGCGCUCGCUGGGGAGUGGGGAGCAUUCUGUUACGCCAUGAGAUUGAAUCCAUGUUUGUUGUUAUGUAUGUGAACAUUGUGAACUAAAGCAUAAAUGAAAUUAUUCUUCCUAUUGUGAAAUUUGUGCUCACAAUUUAGUUAUUAUUCUCACAUGAAUUGUCAAUUUUAAAAAGCUUGAUGUUAUUUUUAUUUCAGAAUAAAUUUUGUAACAAUAA